Messenger RNA from Eurytemora carolleeae, 927 nucleotides. RefSeq lists its product as uncharacterized. The transcript has 6 exons. Lineage: Eukaryota; Metazoa; Arthropoda; Copepoda; Calanoida; Temoridae. Bases 22 to 579 code for a protein of 185 amino acids. The record is from RefSeq and is a predicted model, not a curated record.
AUAGUUUCAGAAAUAUGAAAAAUGAAGAUGUAUGAUUUUUUGUAUAUAAUCCCUCUCCUAGGGUGUGCCUGGAGUUCUAUAGCGGGAGUAGAACUAGAACUCCGAAGAGGAGGAGGAGGAUCUGGAUCCAGGACGGAUAUAGGAUCGGAGCAGGAUGGGGAUGUUUUGUUCGAGAUUGAAGGAGCGAAAACGUUUGAUUAUGUUGAUGGUUUUAUUCAAACCCUGAGAGAUACUGAUGACAACUGUGGAGACUAUGUUGAAUGUGAGGACCAGGGAGACCAGGUGACCUGCUGCCCACCAGACUAUAAGUGUUGUCCCAUGCCGUCUGCCAUUACAGGCAUAGGAUGCUGCAGUUAUUCAAAUGGUGUAUGUUGUCCUGGUGGGGUCUACUGUUGUCCUGAGGACUUCAUUUGUACAGGAAAAGGUAGUUGCGCAUUUCUUAAACCUGAACACGUGACCGGAACACCCAUCAGUGAAGCUCCAACAUUAGUUACUGGAGAAACGGUUCCCCCCACCUGGAGCAGCACAGAAACUGCUCCAUCCACCUGGAGCAGCACAGAAACUGCUUCACUCAUCUAGAGCAGCAGCAAGCCUACAGAUUAGAUGAGCAGUCAACAAUAGCUUUGAGUUCUUAUUUAUAAGGAGCUGCAUUAAAGCUUCGUUCAUCUAAAAGAACAGCUCCAACAUUUGUUUAUUGGAUCAGCAGCUCUCCUGAAUUUCAGCUUUUUUCAAUUUUAUGAAGAGCUGUAAAUAUUGAUAUUUAAUGUUGAUGCUCUGGGAAGAUAAAUGAUGAAGAAUAUAAACUCUCCUAGGAGUAGAGAGCGCCUCAGGGACCAGUGUAUCCACAGUUUAUACUAGGAUACCCGGAGAAUAAUUAAACCGUUCUUAACUUUGUCUUCAAGAUUAGAUAAUAUGUAGAUAGAUGAG